Molecule: messenger RNA, 591 nt
Organism: Spirometra erinaceieuropaei
Lineage: Eukaryota; Metazoa; Platyhelminthes; Cestoda; Diphyllobothriidea; Diphyllobothriidae
Source: the annotation of a GenBank genome assembly
AUGCACUUCCAAUCGCGCGUAUCCACAACCAACGUUCACGAACUCCUCUUCGCCGACGACUGCGCCCUGAACAUCACCUCGGAAGAGGAGAUGCAACGGAGCAUGGACCUAUUCUCCGCCGCCUGCGAGAUCUUUGGGCUGGUUAUCAACAAGCAGAAGACGGUGGUGAUGCAUCAACCGCAACCCAACUCAGCCACAGCCCCCAACGCGUCGCCGCAAAUCAGCGUGAACGGAACCCAACUGCAAGUGGUAGAGAACUUCCCGUACCUGGGAAUUACCCUAUCUCGCAACACAAAGAUCGAUGACGAAGUCGCCAACAGGAUCUCGAAAGCCAGUCAAGCCUUCGGACGCCUCCAAAGCACAGUUUGGAAUCGUCAUGGUCUCCAACUGAGCACGAAUCUGAAGAUGUACAAGGCCGUCAUCCUGCCGACGCUGCUGUACGGAGAGGAGACUUGGACGGUGUACACGAGGCAGGCAUGCCGACUGAACCACUUCCAUCUCAGUUGUCUUCGUCGCAUCCUGAGGCUGAACUGGCAGGAUCGAAUCCCUGACACGGAAGUACUGGAACGAACGGGAAUCCUCAGCAUCUAG